Cyprinodon tularosa is the source of this 1412-nucleotide messenger RNA. RefSeq names its product zinc finger protein 350-like. Gene Ontology annotation, molecular function: DNA-binding transcription factor activity; RNA polymerase II cis-regulatory region sequence-specific DNA binding. Gene Ontology annotation, biological process: regulation of transcription by RNA polymerase II. Bases 171 to 1331 code for a protein of 386 amino acids. The record is from RefSeq and is a predicted model, not a curated record. Lineage: Eukaryota; Metazoa; Chordata; Actinopteri; Cyprinodontiformes; Cyprinodontidae. The transcript is spliced from 4 exons.
GCUAAGGGUCGCACUUCAACGACUUGAGUUUUAAGUGGAAGUACAAGCCUGUACUGUGUCCCUAGCCCAACACGGUUUAAAGUACAUUUGUUGUGGUCAACUGGAAGGAAUCCUGAGAGUGGCAACUCGCCUUCGUGAAUUGCACUCGUCACGUAAGAACAACGAGCAACAUGUCCACAGCCUUCUCCUUCCAGACGCAGCUCGUCUCCAUCAUGGACGCAUUAUCCAAAACAGCUGUGAUGGAAAUCAGCAAACUGGUGGAGAUCGAAUCCAAGAUGUUGAAAAUAGAAAUUACAAGAGGGAGAAAUGAAAUCGCCUCACUCACAGAGAAGCUGCAGCUGAUGGAGAAGUUGCUGUACAUGGCUCAGGAGCGCAGGCAGGACGCAGCAGCGGCGGCGGCGGCAGCAGCAUGCUCAGAGAUCAGAGAGCCGUCAGAAAAUAAGGCAUAUUUUGCUUCAGACAACUCAAAUGUUGGAACUACGUGGGAAAACAUAAGAUCCUCAACUGAGAUGAAAGGUUUCCAUCAAAGUGAGGAGGAUGCUUCAACUGAACCUCCAAACCCACCAAACGAAUUGUCCGAACUGAUAGUGGUGAAAGAAGAACCAGUAGAGGUGGAUGACAAUAUCCCUGAACAAGACGGAACAAUUGAAGCAAGAAAGGACACACUCAUUGAUACCCGAAAGGAUCCAUAUGGGAUACAGCAUCCUAAAACCACUGCAGGAACCCAGCAGCCUCUUUUCACCAAUAAUGCAAUGAGUUUAGGUGCCCAGCAGCGUGGUUCUGACUCCAGGAGACAGGAAAUGCAGUGGAACCAACAGCUAUCACCUGCAAAUGCAACCCUACAGGAUGGGAAACAUGUGACUCAAAAUGUUUCCUCCCAAAACUUAAGUGCACCCAGGAAUGUGAAGCUUUAUAGCUUUAGAAACUCCUCUGCUAAGAGGUUUUGCUGCAUGCAGUGUGGGAAAGGUUUCAGAUGCUUCAGUCAGCUUGAAAUACACCAAAGAAGUCACACAGGCGAAAAGCCAUUUAGAUGCACACUGUGUGGAAAGCGAUAUGCUCAGAAAGGUCACCUGUACACACACCAGCGCACACACACUGGGGAAAAGCCCUAUCGAUGCACUAUUUGUGGCAAGGGUUUUAUUCAGAAAUGCACUCUUGACAUGCACCAGCGCACACACACGGGGGAAAAACCUUUUGUUUGUGUCAGCUGUGGCAAAGGAUUCACAAAGAACUGUAAUCUGAAAAAACAUCUAGCUGUGCACCAAGAUCAUGGCCUGAACAUUUAUGGGGGUGAGUUAUUUAGUGGAAAAAAUGUUCACGAAGCCACAUAGAAUGCCAAAUAUCAAGAUGUAUUUCCUUUCUUCAUCUGGGCUUUAACAGCUACUGGAAAAUAAAGUUUGCUUUGCUUAAAA